This is a messenger RNA of Cucurbita moschata (crookneck pumpkin), 514 nucleotides long. RefSeq lists its product as uncharacterized. Lineage: Eukaryota; Viridiplantae; Streptophyta; Magnoliopsida; Cucurbitales; Cucurbitaceae. The record is from RefSeq and is a predicted model, not a curated record. The transcript has 5 exons. Bases 159 to 404 code for a protein of 81 amino acids.
GGUAGAACUCCAUUUGGACCCAAACUGUUGUGCGAGUCUUCUCUCCUUAGUUGCGACGAUAUCACCGCUGCCGCCGCCGUGGAGUGCCUGCCAGAUUUGAGAGGUCAACCUGUUCACAGGCGACAUUUUGGAACCCGUUGAAGUCUAAACCACUUGGAAUGGACCCCAAGCACACAGGAGAGGUUUUGAAACAUUUGGAGAAGCAGGAUGAGCUUCUUAUGGAUGCUUAUAGAUCAAUGUCCCAUGAACUACAUAAACUUCAGGUAGAAGAAGAAAUGCUCAUGCGCAAGUUCUAUGAAAUAAUGUCUGCUCAUGGUCUAACAAAGAAGAGUGAAGAUGGUCGUGAUAGUUGUGGCGGCGAAAGGAAUGCGUUAGCAUCUAUUACUGAUAGCAAAUUGGACUAAAUGUAAUUACUUCUUUUUGUACAUUAAUGACUCUUGUAUUCUCUAAAAGAAACCCAUCAUUUUGCCGGGACAUCAAUAAUACAUCAACCUAGCAAAAUUAAUAAUACACU